UAAAAGCUUGCAACAGGCAGGAGGAUUCGAGGUCGGUUGGCUUUUUAUUUUCUUUUCCUCCCUGAAGGGCUGGAACACGACAGCUUUUCUAUUGGUUGAAGCUAUCCCUUGAGUAGAUUCGUGUGCAAAAUUGGAAAAUAAUGUUGGCCAGAAGGGAGAAGUAGCUAACGGAAAAUAUGCAAAACCAAGCAGUAUUUUUCGAGGCUGGGAAAAAGGCUUGGUUGCAUUAUGUUUAGGGGGUUCGAUGCUGUCGCAGACCCAGCAGAAAGAGCGAGUGGGACGGAGCAGACACAUUCCUUGUUGCUCGUGGAUCCUGGAAGGCACGCGCACGGUGAAAGUGAGGCGACAAGCCCCAGAGAGGACAGAGCAGGCCAGCAGACGACAUCGCGCUGUCUCGCUCCACGGCAGUCGACAGAGACGAAUUGACUAGCGCCUGGUACAGUUAGUAGUCCUCUGUGCUCUGCUGUCGAGGGCGGGACCGAGUGGACGGUAUUCUUUCCCUACUGCUGCGCGUGACUUCGCCACUGUGUCGAGAGGGCUAGCAGGGUACAGGCCAGGCAACGAUCGUUAAGGAAACAGGUGUACAGGACUUCGCUUCUCAGAGGACUGACACAUUCGCGUGCUUGCAGUGUGCUCUUGGGAGUCAAUGGGAACUGUUGCUAAGCAACACCUCUGAACGGCCGCACGUGGUCUCAACCAAAGCUCGCGCACAAGCUGAAGACGUCCAAUCAGCGGGCGCAGACCAUCCUAUGCUGGACUGCGCUGCACAAAAAUGCCACCACCCAACGACAAAGGAGUCACUCACCAGGGAGAGGGCAAUCGGUAGCACACAAUCCUGGAGGCAAAACCCCGGGUGGUGGUGGGGGCAAAAUGGGUAACGGCGCGAGUGCAACUGGCAUACAAGUGGUGGUUGACGGCGAAACAAUCGACUUGGUAACGGUCAAGAUGCUGAUCCCUGAGCUCAGGGAGCAAGUUAAGUCGAAGGAUCUUCACAUCAGAGAUCUGGAGGAGGAGCUGCAGGAGAAGAGCCAGGCGCUGAAGGAGAAGACCGCGGAUGUAGCACGUCUAAAGGCAGAAGUUCACAAACUCAGGUCGGUGCUACAGCUGAAGGUUGAGGAGAGUGUAGCGUCCAGUGGUAAGCCAGAUAUCCUGGCUACGAUUGUCGAGAAUACUGCCACGCUGGGUCCCGAGACUCGGGCCAAGAAGCAAGGUGUUUCAGGUGAGAGCCCGUCCUCCAACUCACACGGAGUAGUCGAAGUAAAGCAUCACGACAAGGAUUUUAGAGCCAAGCAGCUUAUAAAAGAUGCAAUCCUAGACAACGGCUUCCUCAAGAACCUUGAUGCUGUGCAAAUCCGAGAAAUAGUCGACUGUAUGUACGAGAUGAAGUUUGUCAAAGGGCAGUAUGUCAUCAAAGAAGGGGAAAUUGGCCAGCACCUCUUUGUUUCAGCCGAGGGUGAGUUUGAAGUUGAGAAGGAUGGAAAUGUUCUCGGAAAUAUACCACCUGGUCGGGCUUUUGGGGAGCUGGCCAUUCUAUACAACUGCACCCGAACAGCCUCUGUUAAAGCCUUGACCAACGCGCGAGUAUGGGUGAUGGAUCGGAGAGUAUUUCAGAUUAUAAUGAUGAAGACAGGUUUACAACGACGCGAUGAAAUCAUCCGUGUCCUUCGCAGUGUACCUUUGCUCAAAGAUCUACCCAACGAAAAACUGGGAAAAAUAGCUGACGUUCUGGAAAUAGACUUCUUCCAUGAAGGGGAAUACAUUAUUCGCGAAGGCUGCACUGGUGACUCUUUUUUUAUAAUCAACAAAGGAGAGGUCAAGGUCGUCCAAACCGUUGCCAGUUCUCCUGUACCACAGGAAAUACAACUGCAGAAAGGAGACUACUUUGGCGAAAAAGCACUUUUAAGCGAUGACCGACGAACUGCAAGCUGUAUAGCACUACCUCCCGGCGUGGAGUGCCUCACGAUAGACAGAGAGUCUUUCAACCAACUGAUAGGUGAUUUGAAUGAACUCAGAAACAAGGAUUAUGGCGAUAGAGCUCGCGGCGCACAAAGUUUCUUGAGUGCAAAAGUGAGCAGUGAUCUUCAGGCACAGUCCAGUGCCAUUAGCAAAGAGUUUGAAAACAUUACUCUACAUGAUCUUGAGCUUGUGGCAACGCUUGGUGUGGGUGGUUUUGGAAGAGUUGAGCUGGUGCAACUGACUCAUGACAAGAAUCGGACAUAUGCUCUAAAGUGUAUGAAGAAGAAACAUAUUGUGGAUACCCGUCAGCAAGAGCAUGUCUUCUCAGAGAAGACCAUCAUGCUGGAGGCCAAAACACCUUUUGUUGUCAGGCUGUACAAGACAUUCAAGGACAGAAAAUAUGUCUACAUGUUGAUGGAGCUGUGCCUAGGUGGAGAACUCUGGACCAUUCUCCGAGACAAGAGCUGUUUUGAUGACUUGACAGCAAGGUUCUGUGUAGGCUGUGUCCUGGAGGCCUUCCAUUACUUGCAUUCCAAAGGCAUCAUCUACAGAGACCUCAAACCUGAGAACCUGCUGGUGGACAGUGAAGGUUUCAUCAAACUGGUUGACUUUGGUUUUGCAAAGAAAAUUGGAGUUGGAAGGAAAACCUGGACAUUCUGUGGAACCCCAGAAUAUGUUUCUCCUGAGGUCAUCCUGAACAAGGGUCAUGACCAUUCAGCAGACUAUUGGUCUCUUGGAAUCCUGAUGUAUGAACUGCUAACUGGCACCCCACCAUUCACAGGUGCAGACCCAAUGAAGACCUACAACAUAAUUCUCAAGGGUAUUGAUGCAAUAGAGUUUCCCAAAAAGAUUUCGCGCACUGCAAGCCUCUUGAUAAAAAAACUGUGCCGGGAUAACCCUGCUGAACGACUUGGCUAUGGGAAGAAUGGCAUCAUCGAUAUUAAGAAAAACAAAUGGUUUCAAGGAUUUGACUGGGAUGGUCUGAUCAACAGAACAAUCAUACCUCCCAUUGUUCCCAAGGUCAAAGGUCCUGCAGACUUCAGCAAUUUUGACAGUUACCCAUUAGACAAAGAUAUUCCUCCAGAUGAGACAUCUGGAUGGGAUCAUGAUUUCUAAUUUCUUUUUUUUUUUUUUUUUUUUUGUAAACUUCACAACAGAACUUGUGUAGCAGCUUAGUUUCACACUGCAAGCUUUUGGAGGAGUCUUUCACCUGCAAAAUCUCCUGAAGCAACAGCUGUGGUCUUCUGUAUUUCCACACAAACUUGCAACUCCUACUCAGGAAGACAUUUGUCAUGCACAGCUUAUCAUGUGGGCAAUGUCGCACAGCAGUUGUGUUUGUGUAGGGUUGUAAAUACAUAAUGAGGAGUCACUGAGAACUGCUUCCUCCUCCUCUCCCCUAUUUUCUGCUACCAGAAGUGACACCAUUUCAACUGUGCAUUCAAAAUAAUAUUACAUCUUAAUGUUGACUCUCUGCAAGAUGGCUAUAUAUGCUUAUUUAAAAAUAUAAAGAAGGAUUUCUUUUUUGGUCAUUGAGAACUGUUUGCAAGACUUGCUAAGGUCGGUUGUGAUAUGGAUUUCUGUCUACUGCCAGCCAUCUGACUGCCAAAAACAAACAUAAAGACCUGGAGCUCAAUCACGUCAUACCUGUGACUUAGCUCUGUUUACAUGCUUGUGCUCCAAGAUGAAAACUACUUCAGCACAAAUGAUCUGCUGCUAUGUGUCUGCAAGACAGCUCUGAUUAUGAUGUCAUAGGCAAGGUGAACAUGUUAAAAUGCCAAAUAAUAGCUGUAUUAUGCAUAUUUGUCACAUGGCUACACUAUGUUCAUUUUCAUGAUGAUAAAGCUUGUCAUAAAUCUCUCACAUGUAAUUUCUUGUACAGAAAUGAAAAUUGAUCUGAGAAUGUUUUGUGAAAUAGCAUUACUAGUUAAACGGCUACUUAAAUAAGCAGGCAGCUGUAGAGACAGAUGAAAAGGCAAGCAGCAGUAUUAAUGCUCACUAGAAGCAGAUUUUAAAGACCUGUUUAAAGGCAAUAUACCAAUAACUUUGUGAGAACUAAUUUUAACUCCAGGCUGCUUUUCUCAUCAGAUCUGAGGCACUAUACUAUAUAAAGACCACGGGACAAACUGCAAGAUCAAAGUAGAUAUUUGUAAAAUUUGUCGCAAGUGGUCCAGAUGCUUUCAGACAAGAGUCUGAAUACAGCUUCAAAGUUUCAAUAAGAAAAUUGUUUUUUUAAUGAGGACAUAGUGGAGCAAUGCUGUUACAACGCUGUCCUGCAGUCCAGUAAAAUGUAUUAGCUGUUUCAAUAUCAUUAGUGAAGUUUUCUUUGUGCUGGCACACAUUCUGCAAUUUUGUGAUCCAGCCAGUAUUCUGCAAUGGAGCUGCAUCGAAAGCAUUAUAAGUUAAUCUGAUGGUGAACGAGUAAGAGAUGGUGCCUAUGUGGGUAAGCGCAGAGUGUGUGUGUAUGCACGUGUUGUAUAUAAGUGCAUGCAUGGACGUAUAUCUGAACAUUGUGCACAUUAUGUGCAUGCACUUUUACAUAAAUGUAUCCAUGCAUGUGUAAAAUGUGUGAGAAAAAGAGAAAUAUCUUUCUUGUGCACUUUUCGUUGCAACUUUGCAUCUGUUAUAAUUUGUAUUUAUGGUUAGCAUAUGUGAUACCAAGGAUGCUUCCCUGUUGACACUUCUACAACUUCUACAGUGUUACUGUUGAAUUUUUAAAAUACUGAAUUAUUUUGAGUAUAGUUCCAUUAAAAUGUGAAACAUAUAUAUACAUAUUUGUUUCUUUCCACUACAGUUCUCAAAAUAGAUGACUCAAUUCUGCACAAUGUGAAAAUAUCAAUGUAGUUUAUUUGCUUUAAUUUUCAGCCAUUUCUACAUUCUUCUAUAGCAAAAAUCACAGCUUUCAGCUAGUGGAGUUAACUGCACAUAAAAGAAAAUCAUAUGGACUAUAGAUUCAAUGCCAAUGAGUUUCUUAUGUUUUAAUGCUCAGGAAUUUUAUAUUAUUUAAAAUUAAAGAAUAAAGUCAAAGUA
Pomacea canaliculata is the source of this 4983-nucleotide messenger RNA. Its product is annotated as cGMP-dependent protein kinase 1-like. Lineage: Eukaryota; Metazoa; Mollusca; Gastropoda; Architaenioglossa; Ampullariidae. The record is from RefSeq and is a predicted model, not a curated record. Gene Ontology annotation, biological process: protein phosphorylation. Gene Ontology annotation, molecular function: ATP binding; cGMP-dependent protein kinase activity.